AUGCUUGUGAUAAAACGAUGUAAACAACAUGACCGAUCUCCAACUCAAUCAUCUUCAUCAUCUCAUAGACUAUUUGCAGAUUAUCCUUAUCCGACAUUAACUAAACUUGAAAAAACAUGUGAACAACAACAGAAACUAUAUAAUCAUUCUCAUACUCCAAUAUCUUUACGACGAUAUAAAGAUUAUUUAAACAAAAUGUUAAGCACAUUAAAUAGUCUGCAUCAUCAUAAUUCUCCAAUAUCAACUCCAGAACAAAUUGUUCAGCAAACAGAUAUUGAUAGAUAUUUAUCAAAAGCUCAUGUUAAUAAUUCACAACAAAAAAACAGACCAACUGAUAAUAAACAAUUAUUUGUUAGUUCAACAAAUUCAAUGAUACAUGUUCACAAUGGACAAAACAAUGAACAAGAUGUAAAAGGACAAAAUAUAACAAAUUUGGAUUAUCAUAUUAAUUAUAAUAAAGGUUGA
Rotaria sp. Silwood1 is the source of this 465-nucleotide messenger RNA. The record is from the annotation of a GenBank genome assembly. NCBI's taxonomy places the organism in Eukaryota, Metazoa, Rotifera, Eurotatoria, Philodinida, Philodinidae.